Molecule: messenger RNA, 2796 nt
Organism: Penicillium subrubescens
Lineage: Eukaryota; Fungi; Ascomycota; Eurotiomycetes; Eurotiales; Aspergillaceae
Product: bifunctional K:H/Na:H antiporter NHX1
Exons: 5
Coding region: 186-2294 (702 amino acids)
Biological process (GO): proton transmembrane transport; sodium ion transport; vacuolar acidification
Cellular component (GO): fungal-type vacuole membrane; late endosome; early endosome
Molecular function (GO): sodium:proton antiporter activity
Source: RefSeq, a predicted model, not a curated record
CACCUUGAAUUCUGGUGACCUACUUGUAUCUCAUCUCGCCACCUCCCGCUCAUUCCUUUAUCCUGCACCUUCUGGCCUGCAGAGUAUGCGCGCCUAGUCUCGCCCUCUCUGACUCGCCGCGCGGGAGUUUCUUACUGCCAAGUGUCAUCCGCGCCGGACCCUCGGAGGUUCAUGAUCGAGUCGCAAUGGCUACUCAACUAAUGGGCGAGGCCGUCCACGCCCUGCUUCGGCGAGCGGCGGAAGACACAGAUCCCGAUGAUUCUCCUGAAGCAGGAUCCAAGGAGAUUACUAGCUCCUGGGCGCUGUUUAUUAUGAUUAUGUUGUUGAUGUUCGCCCUGUUCACGAGUUACAUCCUUCAGCAAAGGAAGAUUCAAGCUGUCCACGAAACAGUAUUAUCGAUUUUUGCGGGAAUGUUUGUUGGGCUCAUCAUUCGCCUGUCGUCCAAGUCCAACCUUCAGGACAGCGUCGCCUUCGACUACCAAUUCUUCUUUAACCUCCUCCUCCCCCCGAUUAUCCUCGCUUCCGGAUACGAGCUCCAUCAAGCGAAUUUCUUCCGGCAUAUCGGUACAAUCCUUACCUUUGCCUUCGCCGGCACUUUUAUCUCCGCCAUCGUUCUCGGCCUGGUAUUGUACCUCUGGACACGGAUCCCGCUGGACGGGCUCAACAUCUCCUUUGUCGAGGCGAUUUCUGUGGGCGCGACACUAUCAGCUACCGAUCCUGUGACCAUUCUUGCUAUCUUCAAUCUGUACAAGGUCGAGCCGAAGCUUUACACGGUGAUUUUUGGUGAGGCGCUUUUGAACGAUGCUAUUGCUAUUGUGCUUUUCGAGACUGCGCAGAAGUACGCGGAAACCGAUGCUGGCUCUCUGACCUUUUUGAACCUGUUUGAGGCUGGUGGGCUCUUCUUGCUUGUGUUCUUUGGUAGUAUGCUGGUUGGUAUUAUUGUUGGUAUCGCUACGGCGCUGGGACUCAAGUACACUUUGGUCCGGCGGAUGCCGAAGAUCGAGAGUUGUCUGAUCGUCCUGAUUGCUUACGCCAGCUACUUCUUUUCUAAUGGCGUGCAUUUGUCUGGAAUUGUGUCGCUCUUGUUCUGUGGUAUCACAUUGAAGCAUUACGCCUACUAUAACAUGUCUCGCCGAACACAGUUGACCACGAAAUACCUGUUCCAGGUGAUGGCGCAGCUAUCGGAGAAUUUUAUCUUCAUCUAUCUUGGACUGGAUCUGUUUGUCGAGUCGAACCUGCAUUUCAACCCGCUAUUCAUUCUAGUGUCAGUUUUUGGCAUUUGUCUUGCCCGCUACCUUGCUGUGUUCCCUCUGUCAAAGGCCAUCAAUUGGUUCAUUCGCUACCGAGCUCGGCGCCGUGGUAUCGAAGUCGCCGAUGAGUUGCCAUUCGCCUAUCAAGCGAUGCUUUUCUGGGCCGGUCUGCGUGGUGCUGUCGGUGUUGCACUGGCAGCCGGCCUUUCCGGCGUUAACGCCCCUACUCUGCGAGCCACAGUUCUAGUGGUUGUCGUGUUGACCGUGAUUAUCUUCGGAGGCACCACGGCGCGCAUGUUGGAGAUUUUGGGUAUUCGAACCGGAGUCGUCGAGGAGAUUGAUUCCGACGACGAGUUCGACAUUGAAGUCACUCACGGUGGUACAUACUACAAGCGCUCCGAUACUGCACUUGGCUACACGCCCCGGCGUACCGAGUCCGGCAUCCCUCUCGACGGAGUCAACCAACCAACGCGCGGUGGCAUCGAUCGAGCAGACAGCUACUCAACCGGCAGCAACCGUCGGCCCAGCCCACCACACGGCCAUACCCGAAUGUACUCAGCAGCCUACAGCCCCAAGGACGCCCAAUCCCGACGCGAUCGCUCAUCAACCGCAAUCCUCCUCAACGGCGGCCCAGGCCCAAGCAGCCGAAGCAUCAGCAGCGGCGGCAGCGACGACGAAUUUGGCCUCCCACCCACAGGCAAGAGCCGCGCAGGCCAAGUCGCCCACCCCGACGAUUUCGAUCUCGAUCUGGACGGUCUCUCAGACGACGACCUCCCACCCGCCGCAAGCAGUGCAUCGCGUCUUCGCCGUCAAUCUUCCCACCCUUCAGUAGGCACACAUACACCCUCACCAAACCCCAUAUCUGCCAGCGUCUCCCCGGCCCGGCAACCGCAAGGCCUUAGCGCCCGCGAAGCCCUGCGAGAUCUCUGGCAAGGCGGUGCCUCGGGCGACCACGCCGCGUGGUUCCGUCAACUCGACGAGGAUUACAUCAAGCCGAAACUACUGCUUGAUCAGUCGAACCACAAGGGACCUGGUGCGGUCUGAUGAAGGGUGGAUAUUUCUUUUCUUUUCUGCUUUUGGUUGGUUUGGUUCGGUUUUGAUACCUUGGGAAUUGGAGGGAGAGUAGACGGAUAACACAGAUACCUUGGCCCGUCAUUUACUCCUCUUUUUCCUGUUGCAUGAGCACGUAAGUGUGCCUACAAUAUGAAUGUAUAUUUAGCCUGUGCUUUUGGACUUGGGGCUCCGUUUUUUUGCAUUGACGUAUUAAGAAAUUUUGGUCUUUUGUUUUGAGGGUAGCUUUUCUGGUUGAUGGCUGGUCUGGACUGGACUGGGUUUGUUGUGGCCCUGGUGGCUGCAGUCCAGGGGUUUGUUGUAUGUUGUUUAGACUUGAAUUUUGGGCACUGGCUGGCUGGACCCCGGGGGGCGGGGGCAGAGAAGAAAGUACUUGAGGGUUUUCGUGGUGCAGUCUGGGUUAGAAUCGUCUAUAAAAUGAUUUAGCUGUCAAAGAUCGUUUUUGAGUACGAUGAAUCUGAAUUCAUCCAUCUAC